This is a messenger RNA of Folsomia candida, 2601 nucleotides long. RefSeq lists its product as uncharacterized. Lineage: Eukaryota; Metazoa; Arthropoda; Collembola; Entomobryomorpha; Isotomidae. The record is from RefSeq and is a predicted model, not a curated record. Bases 1 to 2601 code for a protein of 866 amino acids. The transcript has 2 exons.
AUGACCACACCCACACUACGAAGAGUACCAAAAGGGGCCAGAAAAGAAGUGGCGCGGGCCCUCACUAAGGUCUUAGAGGAGGUGACCACUGCCAACACCGAAGAAGUAUGGGGAAAGCUCUUUCUGUUCCCCUAUGCGUGUCUUCCUGUCCCCCAGAAGACCGAUAAGGUGAAGAAUUUGACAACAUGGGUCAAGUCACGGGUUGCUAGGUGGCUAGUGGACCAGACCGCCCCCCCGCCACGACAAAAACGACCUCCCGCCAAGCCCCCUCGAGUGAUUGAGAGUGUCGCCAAGAAAGUUGAGGCCAAGUUGGCAGAUGGCGAUGUCCGGGGAGCAAUUCGACUUGCCUGCUCAGAUGACACGAUUGCCCCCAUGACCCAGGAAACGAUUGAUGCGCUAAUCGCCAAGCACCCGCCACAUCCGGAGCCUACAAAUUAUCCCGUACCGCCAAAGAAUUCAGUGGAACCAGCAGCGGUGGAGGUGCUUGAGGUCACUACAGCCAUCGCAAGCUUCCCGCCAGGAUCGGCGGGAGGUCUGGACUCCCUCCGCCCACAAAUUUUGAAAGAUAUUGUCGCGAGGGAGUGUACCGGUCUCUUUCUGCCCCAUUUUCUACGGGGCUUCCCUCACCGCCCUAAAGAAGAAGACGGGUGGAAUUCGGCCCGUGGCGGUUGGAAAUAUGUGGCGACGUCUUCUAAAAUUGCUGUUACCAGGAUGUCGUCCCGCCUGACGGAAUACCUCGCACCACAUCAGCUGGGGGUGGGGACAAAGGGAGGAGCAGAAGCAGCGGCACAUGCGGCCCGCAUUUACUGGGGCCACAAGCACACAGCAGCCAAGGCCUUCUUGAAAUUGGAUUUCUCAAAUGCUUUUAAUGAGAUUCGGCGGGACACGAUUCUUAGCAUUAUUCUUCAAAGGUUCCCCUCAAUGUUCAGUUUUUUAUCGCAGGCUUACUCCUCCCCAUCUCAACUAUUUUAUGGGGACACACCCAUCUCCUCCCGCCGCGGGGCCCAACAAGGAGAUCCGAUAGGUCCCGCACUUUUCGCCCUGGUCGUCCAGCCCAUCAUCCUUGCUAUCGAAACUGAGCUGAAUCUGUGGUACUUGGAUGAUGCCACUCUAGCGGACACUCCAGAAAAAGUUCUCGAGGCAUUAGAUACAAUUGUUCGCAUGGGAGCGGACGUCGGGCUUCUUCUCAAUACCGCCAAAUGUGAGGUUGGUGUGCUUGGAGCGGACGACCAUACCCGCUCUAAAAUUUUGGAGCGGUUCCGACAGGCGGCGCCAGGGAUACAGGAGAUAUCCCCCGCAACCGCCGUCCUGCUUGGCGCCCCGCUUACUGACGAGGCCAUCGAGUCGGUGGUGGGGACAAAGACCGACCAACUUGCCAAACUGGGCGCCCGACUCCUUGAACUCUCCUCCCACUCUGCGUUUUUCCUCCUUCGGGCGUCCAUCUCUACACCCCGCCUUAUUUAUUUUUUGCGGUGUGCCCCGACUUGGCGGAGAUUCGACGCCCUCACCCUGUAUGACGCCAAACUCAAGGAGUCAAUGGAGGGGAUCCUCAACUGCUCACUUUCCCCGCAAUCUUGGCUUCAGUCCUCCCUUCCCGUCGGCGAUGGCGGCUUGGGGGUUAGGCACGCUGUAGACGUGGCGAUUCCGUGUUUUCUCGCGUCCGCUUACAGUGUCCUCCCCCUUGUAGAACGCCUACUCCCGCCAUACCUCCAUGGCACCGACACCGCAUUGCAAGAAGGAGAAGAGCGAUGGAAUCCAAUGGGACCCGCAGAAUUUCCCCCGCCGGAAGUUAGAGGUUUUCAGGCCUCGUGGGAGGUGCCUCAGCAAGAGGCCGCUAUCAACCACCUCAGAAAUAGAGCAUCUACUCCAGAGGAUAAAGCUCGUCUCCUUGCCAUGGGACAACCGCAUGUGGGGGCGUGGCUCAAUGCCGUACCUUCGCCACAACUUGGGACGCUACUCCCAAAUGAGACGUUUCGCAUCGCUUGUGCCCUCCGUCUUGGAUGCGACGUCUGCCACUCCCAUAAAUGUCCAUGCGGAGCUAUAGUCACAUCAAAAGGCUACCAUGGCCUGAGCUGCAAAAGUAGUGCGGGGCGUCAUUCCCGCCAUGCCGCAGCAAAUGACGUGAUUUGGAGAGCUCUUCGUUCCGCCGGAGCCCCCACCAUUAAAGAGCCAGCCGGUUGUUCCCGGCCAGACGGGAAGCGCCCUGACGGACUGACAUUGGUUCCAUGGGCAAGAGGGCGGCCCCUGGUAUGGGACUUUACGUGUGUCGACACUUUUGCACCGUCUUACCUCCCCCAAACCUGUGUUCAUCCUGGUGCGGCAGCCGAGAAGGCUGAGGACAGGAAGAUGAAAAGAUACGAAGACCUUCUGGACAGAUUCCUCUUUGUUCCCGUAGCCGUUGAAACAACUGGAGUAUGGGGCAAGGAGGGCCUGUCCCUUAUCAAAGAAAUAGGGACAAGGAUCACAGCCCUCACGGACGAGAAGAGGGCAACGAAUUUUCUCAUCCAAAGAAUUAGUAUUGCAGUUCAACGCGGAAAUGUGGCCGCGAUUUUAGGAUCUCUGCCAGCAGGACGAGAGCUGGAUAAGGUUUUUUAUCUUUAG